Zalophus californianus (California sea lion) is the source of this 2761-nucleotide messenger RNA. RefSeq names its product olfactory receptor 51E2. The record is from RefSeq and is a predicted model, not a curated record. Bases 212 to 1183 code for a protein of 323 amino acids. Gene Ontology annotation, cellular component: membrane. Gene Ontology annotation, biological process: G protein-coupled receptor signaling pathway. NCBI's taxonomy places the organism in Eukaryota, Metazoa, Chordata, Mammalia, Carnivora, Otariidae. The transcript has 2 exons. Gene Ontology annotation, molecular function: G protein-coupled receptor activity; olfactory receptor activity.
GAGUGACACCACCACCAGGAAUGGGCCUCUCAGCUCUGUGUCUGUCUCCAUUCAGGCUGGAACAAGUCUCCUCAUAAGCUCGGUCCUCCCCCUGGAAUCUGAAGUCUCCUCAACCUUCUCAGUCAGCCUGAGAGGGACAAGUAGAACUGCUGUACAAACUCUGCUAGCAGGCUGCCAGGGUGACCUCACCCUCUCCAGCACCCCCUUCUUGAUGCCAGCUAUGAGUUCCUGCAACUUCACACAUACAACCUUUGUACUUAUUGGUAUCCCAGGAUUAGAAGCAGCCCAUUUUUGGAUCGGCUUCCCCCUGCUUUCAAUGUAUGCCGUGGCAGUGUUUGGAAACUGCAUCGUGGUCUUCAUCAUAAGGACAGAGCGCAGCCUACAUGCUCCCAUGUACCUCUUUCUCUGCAUGCUGGCAGCCAUUGACCUGGCCUUGUCCACAUCCACCAUGCCCAAGAUCCUCGCCCUCUUCUGGUUUGAUUCCCGGGAGAUUACCUUUGAUGCCUGCAUUACCCAGAUGUUUUUUAUUCAUGCUCUCUCAGCUAUUGAGUCCACUAUCCUGCUGGCCAUGGCCUUUGACCGUUAUAUAGCCAUCUGCCACCCACUGCGCCAUGCAGCAGUGCUCAACAAUACAGUAACAGCCCAGAUUGGCGUGGUGGCUGUGGUCCGUGGAUCCCUCUUCUUUAUCCCACUGCCUCUGCUCAUCAAGCGGCUGGCCUUCUGCCACUCCAAUGUGCUCUCACACUCCUACUGUGUGCACCAGGAUAUGAUGAAGCUGGCCUAUGCAGACACGUUGCCCAAUGUGAUCUAUGGUCUUACUGCCAUUCUGUUGGUUAUGGGUGUGGAUGUCCUCUUCAUCUCCUUGUCCUAUUUUCUGAUUAUACGAACAGUUCUACAACUGCCUUCCAAGUCAGAGCGGGCCAAGGCUUUUGGAACCUGUGUGUCACACAUCGGUGUGGUGUUAGCCUUCUAUGUUCCUCUCAUUGGCCUCUCAGUGGUACACCGUUUUGGAAACAGCCUUGAUCCCAUUGUGCAUGUUCUCAUGGGUGAUGUUUAUCUACUUCUGCCUCCUGUGAUCAAUCCCAUCAUCUACGGUGCCAAGACCAAACAGAUCAGAACUCGGGUGCUAGCUAUGUUCAAGAUCAGCUAUGACAAGGACCCUCAGGCUGUGGAGAACAGGUGAUCCUUACCACUCCACUCUCCCUUAUUUUUAAUGGCGUGACAUAAGGAUUUCCUAAUGCUAGCUUAAUUCUAGUUGCCUAUAAGCGUAUCGAUGAUUUUCUCAGCUGUGGCCUCCGAAUUCUGCCUCUGCUUGGGGUGAAAGUUUGGAGGCCACCAUUAUUUCCUUCCAUAGGUCAAAAUGUUAUUGAUAUUAUUAUUGUACCAAAAGUUUAAAUUAGAAAAACCACCAAUAUCCCCAAUAUGUAGUAAAAAAACAGAGAAGAGUGACAAAAAAUACAACUGGCUUUUUAACAAGGGGAAAAUUAUUCUACCUGACUAGUAAUCUGAGAAAUCAUAUAUUAAAACAAUAAUUAGGCAGCAUUUUUGUCUAUUAAAUUAGCAGUUUUUAUUAAUGAAAAUUCACAAUGUUGAAAUAUAAAUUCAUGACCAUCAAAGGUGAUGGUAUAAUUGGCAUAUGUAGCAAGAAAUUUUAAAGGUUCUAUGCUUUAAUGCUAUAUUCUCACUUUUGGAAAUCUAUCCUAACAAAAUAUCCCUAAGUGCAGAAAGCAGGUUUUUCAUAAAAUAUAUUGGUUACACAAUUAUUUAGAGAAAUCAUAUUAAAAAUACUAGGAUAUAAUAUAUAAAAGUAAGGAAUAGUAAACUCAAGUAUGGUCCAUUUAUUUAAUGGAAUAUUAUGUGGAAUAAUCUAUAUAAAAGGAAUAUUGUGUGACUUUUAAAGAAUCUGCUAUAAAAUGAAACAUGCAUAUAAUGUUAAAAAAUAAACAAUAAGGACACAUGAUUGAAACUAACUUGAAAAGCACCUCUGCCUUGAAGGAAAUGUGCUCAAAUUAAUAGUGACUCAUUUUUGUUUUUACUUUCUAAAUGUCUUUAUUAUGGAGAUCUUGUUUAGCUGAUGCGCAACUUUCAAAAUGAAGAAAAUGAAACUGACAAUUUACAUAAAACAAAGCUUGUCACAGACCUCACUGUUGGUUUACUAUGCAUUAUCUGGGAAUUUAUCUAAGCUCUACACAGUAAUGCCAAUGAACAUGUCUUGAGUGCUUAUCAUGUUCCAGGCACUAUGCUAAGUGCUUUAGUGGUUUUAUCUGAUUUUCACAACUUUUUGGAGUAAGUACCAUUUUUGCCUCCCAUUACAAGUGAGAGAAAUGAGACUUUCAUUAACAAGAUAACUAAGCCAUACAGUUUGUGGGUGCUGUGCCAAGAUUUGAAAUUGAAUUUGAUAACCAAACACAGUUACUUAAUUUCCAUGUUAUAUUGCUUCCUUUUUAACAUCUGCCAUUUAUUUCCUCAGCCUGUGCAAAUCCUGUUUUCUCUCUGCUGUGUGCCUUAUAAGAUGAAUGUAUUUGUGUUGAGACAUAACCCUGCCCUCAUGAGUAACAAAUCCAGAAUACUGUUCAGGUUUUAUAGCCACCUUUCAUGUUCCACAGCCUGCUUCUUCCCAGAUUAAGGAAGAAUAUUUUUGUCUAUUUAUCUCUUAUAUAUUCUCAAUCAUAUUUCCCUUUUUAAGUAUAUUCUGUACCUGUCAAAUAUUUUGAAUGUCUGGUUUUUAAUUCAGGUAUAAGAUAUAAUAAAAUUUUAUUUU